Messenger RNA from Sus scrofa (pig), 3802 nucleotides. Lineage: Eukaryota; Metazoa; Chordata; Mammalia; Artiodactyla; Suidae. The record is from RefSeq and is a predicted model, not a curated record.
AGAGGGGAUCGUGUGGUAUACUGAGAAAUCAAGUCAAUUCCAGGCACCUGGGAUCCUUUGACUUCCCCAGGGACCCAGGAGAAGGCGAGGCAGAGCCCGGGUGUUCAGACUGGAGCGAGGAGGGCAAUAGGGGUGUAGGGAAGAUGGAUUUCGCGCUACUACAACCAUGGAGUAGUGGAGGAUCUGGGUUUGAUGACACUCUGCCAUCCUGGCUGGAUUCCGGGCACAAGCAAGCGGUCCGCUCAGACCAGGGCUCAGCCUCAGACCCGGAAAGGUCGGUCCAGGUGCCAGCUUCUCAGCGAGCCUUUCAUUGGCUUUCUUCCUGCCCUCCUCCUCUCCGCUGACCUCUGCCCCCUCGGUCGAGCUGUCUGAUUGGCUGCCACACGUCCCCCUGGCGCCUCAUUGGCUCUUCUCCCUCACCCUCCAUCCCUGUUCCUGCACUAGUCUCCAUCUCCCAGCAGAAGGCGCAGCCAUGAAUCCGUUAUUCGGCCCCAAUCUCUUCCUCCUCCAGCAGGAGCAGCAGGGCCUGGCCGGGCCGCUGGGGGACCCCCUGGGAGGUGACCACUUGGCCGGAGGCGGGGACUUGCCUCCGGCGCCGCUAGCCCCGGCCGGCCCGGCUCCCUAUUCGCCCCCCGGGCCGGGCCCGGCGCCCCCCGCCGCCAUGGCGCUCCGCAACGACUUGGGCUCCAACAUCAACGUGCUCAAGACCCUGAACCUCCGCUUCCGCUGCUUCCUGGCCAAGGUGCACGAGUUGGAGCGCCGCAACCGGCUGCUGGAGAAGCAGCUGCAGCAGGCGCUGGAGGAGGGUAAGCAGGGCCGGCGGGGCCUGGCUCGCCGCGACCAGGCCGUGCAGACCGGUUUCAUCAGCCCCGUCCGGCCCCUGGGGCUGCCCCUGGGCUCCCGGCCGGCCGCAGUCUGCACCCCGUCGGCGCGGGUGCUGGGGUCGCCCGCGCGCUCUCCGGCCGGCCCCCUCGCGCCCUCCGCGGCCUGCCACCCAGCGCCCUCCACCUCCGCCUCCACCGCCUACUCCUCGUCGGCCCGCUUCAUGCCCGGCACCAUCUGGUCCUUCUCUCACGCCCGCCGGCUCGGGCCGGGACUGGAGCCCACGCUGGUGCAAGGGCCUGGCCUGUCGUGGGUGCACCCCGACGGGGUGGGCGUCCAGAUCGACACCAUCACCCCCGAGAUCCGCGCGCUCUACAACGUGCUGGCCAAAGUGAAGCGGGAGCGGGACGAGUACAAGCGGAGGUGGGAAGAGGAGUACGCGGUGCGGCUGCAGCUGCAGGAGCGCGUGGACGAGCUCCAGGAGGAAGCCCAGGAGGCCGACGCCUGCCAGGAGGAGCUGGCCAUGAAGGUGGAGCAGCUGAAGGCCGAGCUGGUGGUCUUCAAGGGGCUCAUGAGCAACAACCUGUCAGAGCUGGACACAAAGAUCCAGGAGAAGGCCAUGAAGGUGGACAUGGACAUCUGCCGCCGCAUCGACAUCACCGCCAAGCUCUGCGAUGUGGCUCAGCAGCGGAACUGCGAGGACAUGAUCAAGAUGUUCCAGAAGAAGCUGGUCCCGUCCAUGGGGGGGCGGAAGCGGGAGCGCAAGGCUGCCGUCGAGGAGGACACCUCCCUGUCAGAGAGUGACGGGCCCCGCCACCCCGACGGGGAUGAGGAGGAGAGCGCGGCCCUGAGCAUCAACGAGGAGAUGCAGCGCAUGCUGAACCAGCUGAGGGAGUAUGAUUUUGAGGACGACUGUGACAGCCUGACUUGGGAGGAGACGGAGGAGACCCUGCUGCUGUGGGAGGAUUUCUCGGGCUAUGCCCUGGCCGCCGCAGAGGCCCCGGGAGAGCAGCCGGAAGACAGUUUGGAGAAGGUGAUUAAAGACACCGAGUCCCUGUUCAAAACCCGGGAGAAAGAAUAUCAGGAAACCAUUGACCAGAUAGAGCUGGAGUUGGCCACGGCCAAGAACGACAUGAACCGGCACCUGCACGAGUACAUGGAGAUGUGCAGCAUGAAGCGGGGCCUGGACGUGCAGAUGGAGACCUGCCGCCGGCUUAUCACCCAGUCUGGGGACCGAAAGUCUCCUGCUUUCACUGCGGUCCCGCUUAGCGACCCGCCGCCACCGCCAAGCGAGGCUGAGGACUCCGAUCGCGAUGUCUCAUCUGACAGCUCCAUGAGAUAGGGACCUCGCGCAGCGGGGCCCUGCUGGGACUCACCGAGCCUGGCCCCUGGGACCGGGCGCUCCCCCGGCUUCCUCCCCUGGUCCUCGGCCUCUCUAGGGUCCUGGGGUGCCUGGAGUGAGGCUCAGCCCGCCCUUCCCGGGCGACUCCCUGCACAGCCGGCUGUCCUCCUUCAUGCGUGGGUGUCCGCUACUUUCCCAUCUUUAAAAUGCUGCCAGAGUGCUCGCGACCCUCACCCCGUCCUCUGAGUAAGGAGUGUGAUUGUCGGCUCUUCCUUCCACCCCGGUGGUCUUGAGCCAGCGGACCGUCCUGAUUCUGUUCUGGUGCUCACUGGCCCAGGUGCUGGUACGGCCUGAGCAGCGGGAGAGGGCGUCCCUCUGUGUCGCAGGGGCAGGGAACAGGACUGGGCGGCUCUCUGCCCAUGGACAGUGGAGUGACGCGGCCAUGACCCUUCCCUCGUGGAAGUGCCACGCGUCUAGGCGGCCUCUGGGGCCGAUGGGGUGCAGUAGCAUGAGGGGACAGGAGCUCCUGCAGUCUCCCAGUCACUGCCGAGGGACGGAGAAAGGUGCACGUGAGCGUGUGUGGGCGCAUGUGUGCUCCUGUGCUCAGGGGUCUGUUUCUUCAAGCAUCAGCCGAAGAUGCGCCUCCUCCUCCUCCUCCUCCUCGUCUGACACACGCCGAGUGAGAAGGUGGCCCAGACUCAGAAAAGCUUGGAGAAAAAUGGGGAGACGUGACUGAGGGUACCUCGGCCUUGCUGGCUGAGGCAGGCUGUGCUGAACUGACGUUUGAGUGGAAUCUAAUCCUAAUGAAACUGGCGAGUAUUUAUUGAACGCUUUGGUGUCACUGUUUCCAGCAACUUUUCGGUGGUGGCUCUGGUCCCUGUUGUGUGGUGUGCACUGGUGAUCAUUGCACAGACACACAGGGUUACAAGCAACUUGCCCAAAGUAAUGGCACCUCAAGUAGCAGAACCAGGGCCUCCAUCCAGGUUGUCAGUGCUGUCUCUGCUUCUUCCCACUAAGCCUGUGCGCAUUCGCAGGUGACAGAAGACAUGGAAAUAAAACCACCCCAACCUUUCCCUUGGGCUAACCUACUGUAACUUCUCUGAACAAUCUCUGAGCUGGCACUGGCACAGCUGUACCACAGAUGGCAAUCUCUUGGGCACUGAGGCUCACAGCUGUGACAGGGCAGAGCUGGAAUCCACUCCUGGCAGUCAGGCCGUAGCCAAAUGGACUUCCUGUGCCAGUGCCCCCCUCCAGGGAGCUGCAGACAGAAUGGUGUCUUGGGUGCAAGCAGCCAGGCCAUUCCUGGGUUCAGCCACGGCAGUCUGGAGCUGUAGCACCCAGAGGCCUCACUAAGGCAACACGAGGACAGGUGGCUCUUCAGAGGAGCCCAGGGUGGAGUUUCCUCAGCAAGCUCUAGUUCUCCUUGGCCCCAGCCCGGCUUCCCUCCUCUUUAUCCCAGGCUCUAGAGUGAGAACGACAGGAGGCUGGGUACAGUGUACUUUAUUGAUGGUACAUGACGAGGCAGGUCUCCCUAAGCCCCUCCCCUUCUUCCGGGGGUCUGGGAUGGAAACUGGAAGUCAGGAGAUGCUCGGUGUGUUGGGGGAUCGAGUUGGGGCUGUGACUCCCCAGCAGCUGAGG